This is a messenger RNA of Drosophila melanogaster (fruit fly), 570 nucleotides long. RefSeq lists its product as uncharacterized. The transcript has 2 exons. NCBI's taxonomy places the organism in Eukaryota, Metazoa, Arthropoda, Insecta, Diptera, Drosophilidae. The coding region runs from base 1 to 570 and encodes 189 amino acids. The record is from RefSeq and is marked reviewed.
AUGAAUUUUUUGCUUUUAUUCUUCAGCGCCACUCUCAUAUUUAACAGUAUGAGAUGCGAGGAGCGAAACUUUCGAGUUUACAUCAAAGAAGUAAACAUUACACAUUUAGAUACGGAUUUGUAUGAAAAAUUCGAGUGUAAGGUAUACCAAGUGGACAAUCGCACCUAUAUGGACUCCGUUCAUAUUUUCAAACGCACAGUUGACGAUAUUACCGUGCAUGCCGCUCUGGAUUUUUGGAAAUUGAACAGCAAACAGAAAAUGAAAUUAUAUGAUGUUCAGUUUAAUGGAUGUUACAUUCUCGAAAAUGCUAACAAGAAUCGAUUGUUCAAUAUGUACGUACAAAAUUUGAAAAAGCAUUCAAACGUUAAAUUCAAAUGCCCCUUUCGAGCUAAUGUGAGCUAUGAAGUUAAGAACUUGACGAUGAGCGAGCAGGAUUUCCCUUCGUUUGUACCUCUCGGAAAAUUUCGAUCAUUAAUUGAGUAUUGCACAAAUCAAAAACUGAGGGCUCGAGUCAUCGCAAGCGGACAAAUUUUGCCUCACUCAACUGACCCGUUAAAAGUACUAGAAUGA